UCGAGAGAGCGCAAAUGGUGUUGGGGAGCUGAGGGUCAUCGACUCAUUUCGAUGGACUGGAGCCAAUGAGCAGACACAGGGAAGCCAUGGCAUACUCGGCGGUGCAGGUGAUGCUGGAGCUGGGUCACCGGGCCGUCAUCCGCGACGAGCCCACCGCCGAGGGCUACACACACGACUGGGCCGUGUUCGUGCGCGGACCCGACCAGAACCCGGUGGAGGCCUUCAUCGACAAAGUCGUCUUCCAGCUGCACGAGAGCUUUCCCAAACCGAAGCGAGUGAAGCACGAGCCGCCUUACGAGGUGUGCGAGUCGGGCUACGCUGGAUUCCUGCUGCCGAUCACCGUGCAUUUCAAGAACAAGGAGAACGUCACAUUUAAUCACGACUUGGUGCUGCAAAACGACCAGCCCACGACCAAUGUGCGCAAGGAGAAACUCACCUUCCAGAACACGUCCGACGACUUCCGACGUCUGCUGAUCCGCGGCGGUGGGAUCAGCGUCAGUCACCAGGAGGCAUCGAAGCCGCGCAGCCCGCACGACCGACCCGCCUCGUACGGCGGCGGCAAGGGCCGGCCCCCGUCGGCCGUCGCCCCGCAGACGGGCCGGGAGGAGCGGCGCGCCAGGCCCGGCACGGCCCCGGCGGCCGGCGCCGCCGCCCCGCCGUCAGCCAAGCCCAAGCAUCAGGACAAAAAACCGUCAGAUAAGCGGUCUACCUCCGACAAAAAGCAGCCGCACCGGCCGCGUGACCCGUUCCUCAACCUGUUCGGACCGCCGAUUAAAAAGACCAACCACGUUUCGCCGCCGGAGGUGAAGAGGCCGCGGGCGGAGGCGGCCGUGUCCCGGCCAGCGGCGCCCCCGGCAGCAGCGCCGUCCGCCCGGCCUGCGGAGCCGCCGGCCAAGGAGCGCGCCGCACAUGGCAGCGAGCGGGGCCGCGACAAGGCCAGGGAUGCCGACCGCGACAGGGAUAGGAAGGAGAGCAAGAGCCGCGAGAAGAAGCACAGGGACAAACAUCGCGAAGAGAAGCACAAAGCCAAGGAGGCCAAAGAAAAGGAAAAACACCGCGCCAAGAGGGAGAAGGAGAAGAGACGAGAUGAGUCGAGGGAGUCCAAAGAGCGAGACAGGGAGAAGGCGGAGAGAGCGCUGGAGAAAGAAAAGGCACUGGAAAAGGAAAGGGCGAUGGAAAGAGAAAGGGCCCUGGAAAAGGAAAGGGCGCUGGAGAAGGAAAGGGCGCUGGAGAAGGAAAAGGCACUGGAGAAAGAGAGAGCUCUGGAGAGGGAAAGGGCUCUGGAACGAGACAGGGCCAUUGAAAAAGAAAAGGCUCUGGAGAGAGAAAGAGCCAUAGAAAAGGAAAGGGCUAUUGAACGAGAAAAGGCGCUUGAAAAGGAGAGAGAAAAGGAAGCAGCACGAGCUCAAAAGGAAAAGAUUGCUAGGGAAAAGGAGCAAGCGCAGAAAGAAGCAAAGCUCAAGGAGCGAAAGGCUCAGGAACUACGAGCGGCCAAAUUGAAAGAACGCAGUAAUGCUAAGAAAGCUGCGAAACGCUCGCGAUCCCCGUCGGAAGAACCGUCAAAGAAGAUAAGGCUAGAAAACUUCAAACUAGAACCUAAGAAAGAAAGGGACGAUAGCGUCAGGCACAAGGCUGCAGAGAAGACCAAGUUCUCCGGCGAUCUUGCUGGGAGGGGGAAGUCCGAUUCGUACAGUGGCAGGGGAAAGGGAUCGGAGGCUCACGUGGAGAAGGCUAAAGACAAGCAGAGUAAAGAGGAGAAGCGUCGGUCGAAAGCUUCUGUGAAGGACGCUACUGGUGGUGGUAAAAGCAAGGAUGAUAAAAAGCGCAGCAGCGGCGACAGCGACGAUAGGUCCGAGCGCAAACCGACGACACCCAUGCGGCCCACCGAGCCGACACCGGUCAAGAGUGAGGCUAGGUCACCGCCUGCGCCCGACGACAAGAGCCGCCACGGCGAGCCGGCCAAGCUCAAAUCGGCGAAGCGUCGCAAGCGGGAACACACUUCGCCGGCGACCAAGUCGCGCGAUGAGCCGCCGCGUCCGCGCGCUCCGCCGGUGGCGCCCCCUUCCCCGGUCGAAUCUACGGCGGCGGCGGCGGCGACGACGGCGGCGGCGACGGCGACGGCGGCAGCGACGGCGACGGCGGCAUCGACGGCGACGGCGACGGCGACGGCGACGGCGGCGGCUGCGGCGGCGAGCCCAGCGCACAGCGGAUCGUCGCCGUCUGGAAAGCCGCACCCUCUGCGCAAGCUGAUGGACGAGGUGCACGGGUGGGACUCGCCCAGCGACGAUUCGUCGAGCGAGAGCGAGCCGGAAGCACCGGCCAAGCGACCGGCCGGCCGCAGCCCGCGGCCCAGCGCGCGCCCGCAGCCUGUGCCGGUGGAGCCGGCGCCGCCGCCGCUGUUGCCGCCACCGGAGCCCGCCGCCGGAUCGCGCAAUGAUUUGAGCAUAUACACGGCCGAGUACCUGGCUGAAUUGCAGGAGCUACAGCGGCGCAUCAUGACCUCACAGGACCGCGACGAGCUCAGCCGCGUGUUCGACCUCAUCUGGGAGACGGGACAGGUGGAGGACAGCGCUAACUACUACGACUUCGACCUGUGUGCGCUGGACCAGGCGGUGGUGCGCAAGCUGCAGCAGUGUCUUCUCAUGGUGUAGCCUGCCGGCGUGGCGGGUCGCGGUCGCGUUUUCUGUGGCGUGGGACUGGCGCGCCAUCCGGCUCGCUGCCGUGUAGUGUGUGGCCGACUCGCUGCCGUGUAGUGUGUGGCCGACUCGCUACCGUGUAGUGUGUGGCCGACUUGCUACCGUGUAGUGUGUGGCCGACUCGCUGCCGUGUAGUGUGUGGCCGACUCGCUGCCGUGUAAUGUGUGGCCGACUCGCCGUCGCGGCCGCCGUCUCUGUGUUGUAUAGGCAUCCCGCCGUCUGUGAUUCCGUUUUGAUGUCAGAUUUUAUCCUGUGCACCACAAUCAGAGCCAUCAGGGUAUCGGUGCCGUAUGCCGCCGAACCGGUCACCUUCGAUGUUGUUAUGUGAUCAAUGGCAUGGCACGUGCGAUGAUGCGCCGCAGGGCCGGGAUUUUGCCGGACGAUGUGGUUGUCCUAGACGAUUGGUUUAAAUGUUGAAUUCGUAUGUCACUUUUGGCAUUCCCGAUACGCAUGCUUAUUUUCUGCGUAUUAUCUUUCGCCCCAGCUAUUUGUAACAUCAUUGUAUGUUGCCAGGGCACUUUCAGUGCAGCCGGUUCAGCCGAUUUUGCACUGUUGUUUCCGUGCAAGCGAGGCCAAACAAAUGGGCUGGCGAUGGACCGAAGGCUCACGUGGAUCAGUCACGUUGCUGCAGAUCACAGCAGAUUAUAUGUAUGCACAUCAGUUUGUUGCCGUGAGCUUCGCUUGGCAGGUUUAGUGGAAACAAUCUGUGAAGUUAGGUAUCGGCAGUGACUGUGUGAUCACCGUUUGUGCCCACCUCCGUUUGGCAUUCCCUGCUUUCCACACUCUCCUUUGCGACUGUCUUCUUUGU
Molecule: messenger RNA, 3504 nt
Organism: Pollicipes pollicipes
Lineage: Eukaryota; Metazoa; Arthropoda; Thecostraca; Pollicipedomorpha; Pollicipedidae
Product: protein ENL
Exons: 6
Coding region: 66-2651 (861 amino acids)
Biological process (GO): positive regulation of DNA-templated transcription
Cellular component (GO): transcription elongation factor complex
Molecular function (GO): chromatin binding
Source: RefSeq, a predicted model, not a curated record